Molecule: messenger RNA, 2061 nt
Organism: Arctia plantaginis
Lineage: Eukaryota; Metazoa; Arthropoda; Insecta; Lepidoptera; Erebidae
Source: the annotation of a GenBank genome assembly
AUGCAGGUGUUUGGCGAGUGGGCUCAAGUGGAAGUGGUGGAGCUGGUGAAUGAUGGCUCAGGACUGGCAUUUGGGAUCGUCGGGGGGAGAUCUUCUGGGGUCGUGGUUAAGAGUGUACUGCCUGGAGGAGUCGCUGAUAGAGAUGGUCGACUCCGUAGUGGAGAUAUGCUCCUGCGCAUCGGGGCUGUUUCGGUGGUCGGGAUGUGCGCUCGGCAGGCAGCGGCGGUAUUACGGCAGUGCGGCGCUUGCGUCCGGCUCCUGGUCGCGCGACCUGCCUCCAGCGCACCAGAUGCUUCGCUGCAGCCUCUGGGUGCUUCACCAGCUCCAAUAAUUCCAUCGCGGCUGCUUGCUGACCCAAUAGAGCUCGAGCGUCGUUUGUCAGAAGCUGGACAUGAUGGCUUUGGAGCUCUGUGUGAGGAUACCUCACCUCCGUCACCACCACCAACUAUUAUUGAAGAAAGACUUCAUCAUAGGCCAGUAGCAUCGAUCGUAGCUGUGGUGCCUAGGGGAGCUUUAGCGCCUUCGCCGCGUCCACCACCGUUAAUUGUACCACCACCACAACCAGAACCGCAGCCUCUCAGGUUACCACUCGACAUGGCAGUACGCGGCACUGGAGAGCCGGAAACUUUGAGUUACGAUGUCCAGCUGAACAAGGACUCUGCGCUCGGACUGGGCAUCACAGUAGCUGGCUAUGUUUGCGAACAAGAGGAACUGAGUGGUAUCUUCGUGAAGAGUAUCAGUGAGGGAAGUUCUUCAGAUCUUUGCGGCAAAAUACAGGUCAACGACAGGAUCGUGGAGGUUGACGGCGUAUCACUUCAUGGUGUAACGAACCACCGAGCGGUCGCUCUCCUCCGAGAUGCCAAGGGGCCAGUGGUGCGACUGAAAGCUCUGAGAUAUCUUCGCGGUGCGGGGUUUGAGAAGCUACAGAAGGCGUUAGCAGCCCAAGAUGGGAGGCGAUCUCCUAUAGCGCCACCAAGCCCUUCUGUCACGUCGUUGGCCAAAUACAGUUUUAGCGUUUACGAUGAAUCAACAGUAAUCGAAGUAGAACCAGAAUCUGAGAUACUACCGCACCUUCCUUCUCCUACUUCUCCGUCAGAAGAAGCCGAGAUAGUAAUUGGAAGAGACGACGAAGUAUCAGAGCGAGAAGCUAGAAGGAUCCAGGAUAAAUGGCGGGACAUACUGAAGGCAGAAUCAGAUUGGCCUGGACAUCAGUUCCAAUAUGAUAUCGUGGUUGGCACAGUAAUAAAGGAGAAAGACAGCGGCCUGGGUAUUUCCCUCGAGGGCACAGUCCGUGUGGUUGGCGGGAAGGAGGUCCAAGCCAGACAUUACAUCAGAGCCAUUGCGCCCAAUGGGCCUAUCGCCAGGUCGGGGAUGUACAGAGUCGGAGACGAAUUACUGGAGGUGAACGGCUGGCGAGUAUUAGGCGCUCAUCACGUGGAGGUGGUGACCAGGCUGCGAGCGGUGAUAUCUCCCGUAUCCCUGAUCGUUGUCCGAAAGAGAGAUCACUUGAUUGGAGACGGUCGACUUCCUGAUAACGGGUUUGCUAGGAGUAACAUCCUGGGUGGCAGUCUUCAGGAUCUUCUAAGUCCUCCUCAGCGACUGAUCAAGGCGAAGUCGGAGAGUUCGGUAGCAUCAUUGUGCAGCGCUACCACUGUCAUGUCCGCAGGUCAUGAUCAUGACGAGUUUUGUACAGAAGAUCUGGAACGUGUUCGGUCGAGAUCUUUGGAACCUUUGAGCGGAUUGGCGAUGUGGAGUGACCACGUGGAAUACAUACAGCUGGUGAAGGAAGAUAGGGGGCUCGGUUUUUCUAUAUUGGACUAUCUGGACCCGUCGGAGCCGGGCAGCUCGGUGAUCGUGGUGCGGUCGGUGGUGGCGGGCGGCGCGGCGGCGGCGGACGGGCGCGUGGCGCCGGGCGACCGGCUCGUCGCCGUCAACGGCCGGGACGUGGCGCGCAGCCCGCUCGCGCACGCCGUCGCCGCCAUCAAGUCCGCGCCCAAAGUCAGAAAACUCAGAUUUCCCAGCAACGGCGAGUCCGAAUUUCAGGCAUACGACCCUAACUAA